GCAUUCUGCCCUCAUUUUCCUUGUUGUGCUGCUGCUUCUUAUAUCAAUGUUUUCUGAUAUUUCAAAACCAGAUCCUGUCCUGCUAGUAAAGCACACUGACACCAUGUGUGAUGGGCAUGUAAAGCAGGGAGUAGAUGGCUGUCUGUCCCAUGAUUGACACAGGGGGCAGUGCCCAGGAGGAGGUGGUAGUCCUGAGAGCCAGCCCUCUGACUGUGAGUGCAGCCCAUGUGCUGUAUAUCUAUGAGUGAGGCUCAGGCUUGUGUAAGCAGUGCUGGGGAACCCUCUCACUCAUUUGCUGGAGUCCAAGGGAAUGUUUAUACUUAACACAAACAUGGCCGCCCUCAGAGCAGCACACCGGCUGCUGGCUCACAGUAAGUGUUCAGUUUGUUUGGCUAUGGUGGGGGUGUGGGGGCCAGGACUGUGCUCUUUCUGUGGGUUUAUGUGGGGAGGGAGGUCACUGGGGGUCUCUGUGUCCUCUGAGUCUGGCGCCAGUUUCUUAAUGGCCAGCUAGUGACCUUCUACUUACCGAUCCUUAGUACAUAACACCUGCCAACUGUGUGUAUCCAGUACCUUUACCUUCAAUGCAUUGUGAGCAGGCUGUACACACCCACACCAUACUAACCGGUGAUGUAAUGGGAGAAUAUUGUAUAAUUUCUGUAAUGUUACCCUCUAUCACUAUAUAUACACACCGUGCUUACUGUGCCACCCCGAGAGAGAGAGAGAGAGAGUGUAUAUAUCUCUAUCGUGCAUACUGUGCCAGCCCCAUAACUCCAUACUAUAUGUAUAUACUGUGCCUGCCCCAUAAACUCAUACUAUAUGUAUAUACUGUGACUACCCCCCAUAACCCCAUACUAUAUGUAUAUACUGUGACUACCCCCAUAACCCCAUACUAUAUGUAUAUACUGUGCCAGCUCCCCAUAACUCCAUACUAUAUGUAUAUACAGUGCAUACUGUGCCAGCCCCCCCAUAACUCCAUACUAUAUGUAUAUACAGUGCAUACUGUGCCAGCCCCCCCAUAACUCCAUACUAUAUGUAUAUAAUCUACCGUGCCUGCCCUCCAUAACCUCAUACUAUAUGUCGAUACUGUGCAUACUGUGCCAGACCCCCAUAACUCCAUACUAUAUGUAUAUAUCAUGCAUACUGUGCCACUCUUCUCUCCCACACAUUUUAUAUAUCACAUAUUCCAUAGAUCAUGCAUACUGUGCCAGGCACCCUAAUUCCCUAUAAUAUAUUGCAUAUACAUAGAUUGUGCAUAAGGUGCCAACCCCUUUUACUCCUCUAUUUGUAUUCACCAUUAUUAUGGAUAGUGCUCCAGUCCCCUUAAUCCAAAACUGUUUUUUUUUGCCUUCUUUUGGAUCAACAGCAAAAAACAAAUGUGAGGAAGGCUGAACUUGAUGGACGCAAGUCUCUUUUCAGCUAUGUAACUAUGUAACUGUAUUCAACAGCUUCUUCUCAUCCUCCGCAAUAUCUGUCUACAAGAUACUGCUCUCUCCUGGUGCUCCUCCUACCUCUCCCAGCGCUCUUUCAGUGUUUCUUUCUCUGGCUCUGCUUCUUCUCCCCAAAUCCUCUCUGUUGGUGUCCCCCAAGGUUCAGUCCUUGGUCCUCUACUGUUCUCCAUCUAUCCUGCCUCCCUUGGUAAACUCAUUAGCUCCUUUGGCUUCCAAUAUCAUUUCUAUGCAGAUGACACGCAAAUCUACCUGUCCUCUCCUGAUCUCUCCCCGUCCCUCUUGACUAGUGUCUCUGACUGCCUCUCUGCUGUUUCUAACUGGAUGGCUGCCCACUUCCUUAAACUAAAUUUGAACAAAACUGAAAUUCUGGUCUUUCCUCCCUCAAGUGUUGUUACUCCUGUGUCUGUCUCCUUCCAAGUCAACGGUGCUACCAUCCGCUCCACCACGCAGGCUCGCUGCCUAGGUGUUCUCUUUGACUCCGACCUCUCCUUCAAGCCUCAUGUUUAAUCUAUCUCCAAAUCCUGUCAUUUCCAUCUCAAAAACAUUGCGCGCAUCCGCCCCUACUUAACGCCAGAUGCGACUAAGGUGUUGGCCCAUUCCACUGUCCUUUCUCGCCUUGACUACUGUAAUCCGCUUCUCAGUGGUCUUACGUGCUCCCAACUAGCGCCGUUACAGUCCAUAAUUAAUGCGGCGGCGGGGCUCAUCUUCCUGUCUGCCCACACCUCCCAUGCCUCACCCUUCUGUCAGUCCCUACAUUGGCGUCCUAUAAAAUAUAGAGCUCAAUUUAAAAUUCUGGUUCUUGCUUUCAAAUCUCUACAUAAUGCUGCUCCCACCUAUCUAUCCUCCCUUAUACACAAGUAUGUCCCGUCUAGGCCCUUACGAUCUGCUGAAGACUUAGGUCUAUCUUCUGUCCGUACUCCCACCUCUGAUGCUUGCCUUCAAGAUUUCUCGAGGGCUGCACCGUUCCUGUGGAACUCACUUCCCUCCUCCGUUAGAUGCUCACCCAGUCUCCACUCCUUCAAAAAAUCGUUAAAAACCCACUUCUUCAUAAAAGCGUAUCAAUUAAACUGUUAAUAGCUCCUGACUGAUUCCUCUUCUGCAACUGUCAUUAGUCUAAUACUAUCCUUACCUUUUUGUGUCAUUUUACCCCACUCCCUCUAGCAUGUAAGCUCAUUGAGCAGGGCCCUCAACCCCUCUGUUCCUGUGUGUCCAACUUGUUUGGUUACAACUACAUGUCUGUUCGUCCACCCAUUGUAAAGCGCUGCGGAAUUUGACGGCGCUCUAUAAAUAUCAUAAUAAUAAUAUUCUCCAUUAUUCUGUAUACUGUACUAUCAGUGUGCUAAUGCCCUUACUCCACUAACUGUAUUCUCCAUUAUUCUGUAUACUGCACUAUGCCAACUCCCCUGCUCCAUUAACUGUAAUUCCUGUCCUGUAUGCUCUGCUUGCCCCAUAAUUUUACGCAUUUUAUUCCCAAAUGAUAUACAUACUGUGCUGCUCUCCUUGAAUUGCAAAGAAUCCCAAUUCCCCAGACCUUAUUCCUGUCAGUGUACUAAUUCCAUACCUUUUGUCCUAUUAUCAUAUAUACAGUGUUGCUGUCAUCUUUUCAUACAUAUUGGUUAGCUCCCGAAAUUCACAUUGUAUCCGUGUUAUCUUUUCAUACAUAUUGCGCCCAGCCCUUAAUUCUACACACGGUGGGGCUGAUUUUAUCAGAGUAAAACAGUUGCUAUUCUGGGUGUAAAGUGUUAAAUGUUGAUAGACAUGCUACUGGUAUCCACUAUAAUUCUUGUAUUAAUUUGGUCAUAACUGACACCUGUUUUUCCCCGAUAAAUGUUGCCUUGUAUUCCCUAUUCCUAAAUCAUAUACAUGUCCGCUUUCUAAUUCUACACAACCCUUUUUAUUCAUGACUUAAAAUUUGAAGUCCUGUGUUACUAGCCAAGGUUUAAAAGUUACUCGCCAGUGAAUUUCCACUGUCAGUGCUAUGUUUUCACUCAGAUACGCAGAUCUUGUGCAAAUUGAGCUAAUCCCUCUAUUCCCUACUGACCCUCUAAUAAUGUAAAUGAAAGAACCAUGUUUUCAGAUCUCAUGUAUUAUGUCACACUGGACCUUUUUAUAUUGGUUUGUACAGCAUAUAUUAAUAACUUGGUGCCAGAUGACCAAAGAAUUCUACCCUACUCAAAUUCUUCAAACGUUCUGUUGCAUGUGCUCCUGCCAUUUACCCUACAAAUAUAUCCUCUUAUGUAGGCGCUCUCCAAAAACGUUUCAUACUGGCUGUAAUCCCCUGGUCUGUGCUCCCUAUAAUUUGCAUAUCCUCUUUCUAAAUAACGUAUUAAACUAAAUGAACCCCCUUCACCAAUUGCAUGGAAUACUUGUCUAAUUAUAUACAAUUUACACUUUUUUUUUUUUUCUCAGUUGUAUUUUAAGGCACCCUUAUUUACAAAUAUUCUUCAGAUACCAUAGACCAGGGGUAGGCAACCUUUUAGCAGCACUGUGCCGAAAUAAGAUUGUGAUGUCCCGUAGUGUGCUGGUCCUAUUUUUUUUAUUUUUUUUAUUGAUGUUGCCAUAUUCUGCUUGUGUUAUUUAUUCUGUAAUUGCUUUGCAUCAUUAUAUUUGUGCAUAUAUGAGCUAUUAUUUUGUAUAUGUUCACAAGAUAAUGGUGGUAUCGUGUAUGAUACAUAUGAAUGUGGGCUCUGGAUGGGGGAUGCUUGUGGAAUUGGAUGUGGAUGGAUAUGUCACAUUGUGUGUUUGGUAGUGUGUGGAUGUAAAGGGCUGUUUGGGGCAUUGCAUGUGAGAGGCUAUGUGUGGGGUUGUGUGCAUGUAUGUGGAUUGUUAGUGGUGUUGAAUCUGUGGGGAUUGUGUGUGUUUGUGUGUGGGCUGUUGGUAUUAUUUGUAUGAGGGGAAGGUUAUUCUGCAGCUCUGUGUAUAUCUAGCAGUUUAGGUGGGUUCUAGUGGAGACCAGGCUGGCCAGGUAAAUUAGCUCAAGGACAGGAGCUGCAAGAGCAGCUACAGUAUGGAUUCCCAUUCACAAGUGCUGGGAGGAAGUGAUUUGAGAUCAGUUUCUCUACGUGCUGCAAUGCAUAAACUGAGGAUUGUCCUUCACCACCUCUUCGUAUUAGCAGAUAUCUGAAGUUUCACUGGGACUCUUGAUAGGACAGAGCCUGUUUGGCUCUGGCAGGCUUGAGUGCCGUGCAAAGACACCUUGAGUGUCGUGCAUGGCACACGUGCCAUAGGUUGCCUACCCCUGCCAUAGACCAAUGGGUUUCAAACACUUGAAGUGGCACGCUUCAAAGAGAGCGAGAAAUGGUUUAUACCUUUUUAUUACUAGAUUACUUACUAGAGAGGUAUGCACUUCUAGCUAAAUUGACCUGCUAGUUUUAAUUUAACUACCAGAUGAGAAUAACUUUUUUGUUUAACCCCUUAAGGACUAAACUUCUGGAAUAAAAGGGAAUCAUGGCAUCUCGCACAUGUCAUGUGUCCUUAAGGGGUUAACGUUUACAUUUAUUAAAUUGGUUUUGCAAAGACCCCUGAUGGUGACUGCUCAGCUUGUAGUGCACUGGCACCUGGGUGCACGGGAAGGUGAUGUUUACUGCUAUGAAGAUGUCCUUUGUACCAUCGUCAUCCAAUGGGUCCACUUGAGCUCUAACACAAAACAUGAGUAUUCCAUAAAGAUUUUAUCUAUUUUUCAUUUAUUUUUUGGGGGAAGGGGAUUAGUGGAGCUUUAAAAAUAGGCACUUAAAGCAAAGUGUUUGCUUUGCAAGAUUUUGGGGAUAUUAUGUCUAUCCCCUAUAUAUAAAAUAAAUAUAUGUAUGUCUAUAUGUAUUUGGGAGGUGUUAAUUUUUUUAUUUUUUUUUGAUGAUUUUCAAUGUUUUAUCAGUGGUAUAAUGUUCAGAGAAGUAACACUGCUCUUUAAAAAUCGUUACUCAUUAGUGUGCCACAACAUGGAUUGAAUGAUCUUCUUUGUCUGUGACUGAGGAUAAAUAAUAUUUGUUUUACAUAUUCGAGAGUUCUGUUUGCAUUGAUUCCAUGAAUGAAAGAAGUGAAAAGUAAAAUGGAUGACUUGGCACCAUUUCCAGAUCUAGUUUUCCAGCUCUAUUUUGGUCUAAAAUGUACAAUUUUUAUUCAUAAAUAUGCCACAGUUCCUAAUAAAGUGAAUAACCCUGGCAGUCAUUAGAGAUAUAUAAUCACUAUAUGUGUACUGGAAAGGCAUAAUCUUUUGCAUGUUAUGGGUUGUGCUGCCCUUAGAUGCUUUGCUUCAGGCAUUAGUGACUGAGGACACCCAGUAAUGCAGGCUGUCUGUUUGUGAAUAGGAUUAGCUUCUGCCGGUUACACAAUACAGAAUCCUUGCAUAAUGCUGUCUCUCUAGCCCUGCUUCUGAAAACUGGAAGUACUGUGCGAUGGUUCUCUGUAAACCCGAAAGUAACUCUGUACUGCUCUGUGCAUGUAGGGUGCCUGUGAAAUAACAAUGUAUCUCUUUAAUAAUUAUUCAGGAUUAUUUUAACAUUUCCUUAAACAAAAAGUGUGCUUUUACUUUCAUUUAAAACCACAUUUACAUGGACUUUUUAAAAAUGAAAAUAAAACCUUGAUAAAAGAUACAGGAAAUAAAUCAUCUUCAGAUGUUCACACCUCUAGGUGUUGCUCUAAAAGUAGAGCUGUUCUGUUAUUGAAUGGCAAAUACUUUUUCCUUGUAAAAUAAUAAAACCACAGGAGCGCGAACAUGUUUCAAUGCCAUUAUUCCCAGAUCCUGGACAUGGGCUUAAGAUGUAUUCCUCUUGUCAAGUUCAUUGGGACGCCAGGCGUAGCCAUGAAACUUUGACGUAUGUCAGGUAAUGUUGAAUGUAAGACUUGCUUUUUGUGUGAUUUUAGACUUUUAUACUCCCUGAAAAUUAGAUCUGUUGCUGAUUGGUUGAAAGUUAAAAUUCAGUUUUUUGUAUUUUAUGAUUCAUACAACACUCCUGUCCCUUUAAGCGCUUGUUGAAGUGCUUUAGAUACCCCAUGUAGGCUAUUUUUUAUGUAAGAGCCAAUCUCAGGAGAAAUCAGCACUUUAAUAAAUACAUUUAUUAAAGGACCACUAUAGUGCCAGGAAAACAUACUCGUUUUCCUGGCACUAUAGUGCCCUGAGGGUGCCCCCACCCUCAGGGUCCCCCUCCCGCCGUGCUCUGGGGAGAGGAAGGGGUUAAACACUAACCUUUCUCCAGCGCCGGGCGGGGAGCUUUCCUCCUCCUCCUCUCCUUCUUCCUAGCGACGUCGUCUGAAUGCGCAGGAGCUGCGCGCGCAUUCAGUCAGUCUCAUAGGAAAGCAUUCAUAAUGCUUUCCUAUGGACGCUGGCUUUUUCACAGUGAGAAGCACGCAAGCGGCUGUCAAUGAGACAGCCACUAGAGGCUUUAGAGGCUGGAUUAACCCUCAGUGUAAACAUAGCAGUAUAUAUAAUUAACCCUAGCUGGACCAGGCACCCAGACCACUUCAUUAAGCUGAAGUGGUCUGGGUGCCUAUAGUGGUGCUUUAAUCUCUCCUAGCGUUCAAACAGAUAGCAAAGAGGUAACACUUGUUCUGAGUGUAUGAGGAGCACCUGAUUGAACACAAGUCAUUAGUAUUGAUGACUUAUCAGGAGGCAGAUUGGGGAAGCAGUAAGGGCUCUCCUGGCUCUUUAAAAAAGGUUAGUUUAACUGAUUUUUUUUGAUAUAUAUAUAUAUAUAUAAAUAUCCUGAACAUUGGAAGCUUACAAACAUGUGUUACUAAUAUUCUAGUGCCCUCUCACCUGUCUAGGUGUCCGAGCUCCCUACCUGCGUGAGAGUUUGAAAAGUUAGUAUUACUUGCUCUUCUCUCUGCCAGUCCCACCUCACUGUUGAUGAUCUCAGCCAAUCAAAAGCUUCCCCAUAGGGAACAUUGGGAGGCUAGUGCACAUAUGAAGUAAACUGCUGUGCUGCGUCAAUCGAAUGCUGCUUUAGGAGCGUCAUUUGAUCUAUAACUGAGUUCUACUUGGUUAUAGCAAGUGACUCUCUAGUGGCUGUUAGCCACUAGAGGCAUGUUAAAUCUACAAUGUAAAUAUUACCAUUCUGAAAGAAUGUCAAUAUUUUACAUUCCAUGCUUGAACAGACUGGGCACAGCACCAAGACUACAUUGGGAUGAAGUGGUCUAGGUACCUCUAGUGUCCCUUUAGGUUCUAGACUUUUUAUAAAGGUACACUCAAAUAGCAUCCUGAUCAUAUAUUAUAUGUCUUACUGUUUAUGACCAAUGUUUUCUUUGUACAGCUGUGAAAAAUGAGAACACACUGAAAAUGCGAUGGAUUGCAAGUGCGGCCACAGCUUCCACACAGCCUGCAGUCCAUCCAGAUAAGAGGUAGCUAACCAUAUAUACUUCCAUACUGUCAGAACCCAGACUGCAGAGACACAUUUUAAUCAAUGACAAUGUUAAUUUCUCAUAUGCUCAUACUGUAGGUACUCGAAUAUCAGUACUGUAAGACUAUGGAGUGCUUGGAUAACACUGAUAACCAAUCUAAAAAGCCAUUAGACAGCGAAAUAUAUCCAUACUCACACUAGCACCAAUAUUGAUACAAACAUUAGAUCAAAGUCACCUCCGUAAUAAUUGCACAGCUCAAAACCUAUUUGCAAGUGUUUUUUUGUGUUUUUAUGUUUUUUGUUUUCUUGUUUUUUUUUGUUUUGUUUUUUUUUCACUUUAUGUAAUAUGGAAGGUUGACAAGGCAUAGCCAGGCAAAUUAUGUAAAUCUCCUGCUAUUCAUGAUACUUUGCAUGUCCUCAUUGCAAGGAUGCUUGCAGUCCUGACAAUAUGAGAAGAUGUCUAAGCAUGCACUUUAGGUUUUUCACGUUGGUAUCUCCACAAAAACUCAUCUAAUCAUGCACAAUUCUAAGAUUCAACAUAGAAGUGUAUUGUAGCAUUGUUCAUACCUUUUCUCUUUUUUUCAUUCUCCCCUUGAGGAAACCAAAGACUGGGAUCCUUAUGUUAAACAUGGGAGGUCCUGAAACAACAGAUGAUGUUCACAAUUUCCUACAGCGCCUAUUUUUGGACAAAGACCUCAUGACUCUUCCAGCACAAAGGUAAGGAUGCUUCACUAAUAUGGCUUUCCACCAACGUGGUUUUAAUUAUUUUAACAUACAGCCAUUUUUGUUCUCUGACCCAAAUGUUUAAUACACCCCUUGUCACUUAAUAUCCAAAGUAAACCGAAAUGGAAGAUUUAUGCUUAAUGUGCGAAUGUUCAAUGUAGUAGUAAGGCCCAUAUGUGGAGGGCAGCAUUAAUUAUAAAAUGUUGCAAAUGCAUACAGUUUAAUAAUAAAAAAUUGUUGAUGUUGGCUAGAUUUCAUGAUUCAAUAUAAGUUUAACUGAACAGCCAUCAUUCCUCUAAUGCUUUUUGAUUACCGGAGAUACACGUACCGUAUCAUUGUAUCCAGUUUUAGAUACACAUGUGAAGUUUAUUUCCCAUAAUGUUUGGCUAACCUUUUAAGAUAGAUUAUUGGAAAAGUGUUGACUUUUAUUCAACUAUAUUGGUCCAUAACUUACAUUUACCCUUCAGUGAAUAGUGCUCUUUAUUUUGUGCUUUUUAAUAGAAUAACUGCAACAUUACCCUUUCUUUCUUUCUUUUUUUUUUUUUUUUUUAAUAUAUAUUUUCAGCAAACUUGGGCCUUUCAUUGCCAAACGACGAACCCCCAAAAUCCAAGAACAAUAUAACAAGAUAGGUGGGGGAUCCCCCAUUAAAAAGUGGACAGCCCAGCAAGGGGAAGGAAUGGUAAAACUGUUGGAUGAACUAUCUCCUGCAACAGGUAUUGCUGCAUGCCUGUUUCUAUAAUGUGUCCCUAGGAAAUUGUUGUGUAGCCUUUAGGUUAAAUAGAUCCUAUAGUGCCCCCCUCCCGCAGGCUGAAGGGGUUAAAACCCCUACAGCCACUUACCUGAAUCCAACGCCAGUGUCCCCUGGCGCGGGGUCAGGCUCCGCCCAUGCUCUUCCUCAAUGCUUUAAUAUGGGGAAAAUCUGACGCUGGAGGUCUGUGAGGACGUACAACAUCAGAUAAUGGACCAAAAGUCAGUUUGGAUUCCGGAAGCGCCCCCAGUAGCUGUCUGGUAGACAGCCACAGAGGGCCGACUUAGAGCUGCAAUGUAAACACUGCAGUUCUCUGGAACGGCAAUGUUUUACAUUGCAGCACUAAGUGCAAUAGGGACACAGCACCCAGACCACUUCAAUUAGCUGAAUUGGUCUGGGUGCCAACAGUGUCCCUUUAACAUAUCAUUCCUUGUCAAUGACAUAAGAUGGAAAUGCCUUGCCUUGUUUGAGGGCCAAAUUUAGGUGUUUGUUACACUAUGAGCCCAGACAUCUAUGGUUGUUCUGAGAACAGGUAUCUGUUUGCUGUAUAAAUAUCCCCAAGCUCUAUUAGCAUUAUGAUGCCACACAAAUUUGCAUAUUUUGUUACAGACUCUAGAAGUGGCACAUAUGUAAAGAAUACAUUUGUGGCAAUAUCUUUAUUAUGGAGAGAGUUAAACCUAUUUGCUUUUCCGGAAUCCAUGCAAUAAUCUACCCUCUGGAAUGAGGAAAUUGUCUCUUUGAUAGACUUUAUUUACAGAAGGGAUUUUUUGUGUCUCUUUUUUUUUUUUUUUUUCUACAUUCAAAGUUAAAAUGAUCAUCUACUUUAAUUACUGUCAAAUGUAUGUUAUUCCUUAACAGUAUCAUUUUAAAGGUAUUAAAACCUCUUGUUGCAGGCCCCAGCUUUGUUUAUGUAUGUAUGUAUAUUAAUUUAUCUUGCACAUACAUGUGUCAUUUAAAUGUUAACUGGAGCAUAUACACCACUUUAAAGCUUGCUCAGAUCUUUAAAGCUGCAGUACUAGAUAAUCUGGGUUGGGUUUUGGAGACUGGCUAACGUGCAGUGAAAGGGAGGGAUGUUUCACCAGAUACUGUAAGGGGAAGAUAGUGUCUCCUUUUUAAAGGAAAAGUCCCACCUAAAUAACUAAAUUGGAAAAAAACUAUCUAUAAAUUCUCUAACUUGGACUAUGUCUCCUGUGUUUGUGUUGUGUCUUAUGACAUGGCAGCAGAUUUCCUCUCAGGGCCCAUAUAUUUUAGAAAAAAUGCCGCUGUUUUUCUCCCUCUUCUGAGGAGUGGUUAGUCCUACCUGGAAUGAGUUGUAAUCUUGAUUCCCCUUCCUGUCGACUGGCGUGGCAGUGGGCCAAAUUGCUGGUGAAAUUGAGCGCAAGCAGUAGAUGCCUCAGCUAACAAAUAAUGAAUUUACUGAUUCCGUGUGCUCCUCUUUAGUUGAAUAAUGCACCGUGUUCUAAUGAAAUGUUCUCUGCUAGACAGACCUGAGAGCGAUUUGGGGAGGAAUGUCUGUGCCCUACAAAUGCUCACAUUAAUAUAAGGGAGAUCCCACAAACCAAUGCUAGGACUUCUGGGGUCUGAUACUUUACACUGCCCUCUCAUUAAUUAAUAAAACUUGUGUUGGUGACGUGUUCACUUUUUAAUAAAAGUAAUAUUACUAUAACUCUCCCUACCCUUAAAUAGAUUUUGUGGCUUGUUUUCCAUAUUAGAGCAGUCUUCUCGUCUGAUUUUUCUUAAUGUAUUCUAUUUACGUGAUGUACUGUGACCAUGCAUAGGAGAGGAUUCAUGGCCAGGGAUUGUAACACAAUGUGAAUUGUAUGUGUGCAAUAUGACCUGUGUAAUACAUUUAGUUUUAUUGUUUAAUAAAUUAUUUUAUUCUAUAUAUUGUUAUAUACAAUUAUUUGUGUAGACCUAAUUUGCUAGUUUUGGUAGGGUUAUUGUGUAGAACUUGAUAUCUUCCAGUUAAAUAAAUAUUUGAAGAGAGCCUAGAAACAGGAUAUUUGCGUAGGCAAAUCAACCAGAUCUCUUUGUAUCCUAAACUGAUUUUGCACAGGAAACACUUCAUAUUACUUUAGCACCUUGGCAGGUUGUACAGGAAAUGGUAUCCUUGUAUGAGCUGAAUAUGCCAUUUCUUUGUUAAGAGUACAAUGCAUAUUUCAUUGUUCUAUUAUGCAUAAUAACAAGUAGACAAAAACUAGACUUGUGCACAAACCCUGUUUAGCUGUACUGAAAACAUAAAUUGCCUGUUAUUCUCUGGACAAACAAAUUGAUUCAUAAAUCGCGGUCAAAACAGUUUGUUCAGGUAUUUGAUUAAUUCGGCACAGCUAGAAAAAACUGUAGAAAGGAUCCAUUGACCUUGAUAAUGAGGUUCAUGAGAGAUCCAGGACAGCAAAGGCCUAGUCUAGAAUUGAGUGGUCUGACUGGCAUUUGUACCCAUAUCUGUGUACACAUUCAGUUCAUUCUUUACUAUCUGGGGUCUUUUUUAUUACAUAUAUUUUUUUUUCUUUCAUUACGGAAGUUUCUUGUUUUCCGAUUAAAUGCUUUUGUGAAAGAGAAAAAUGUGUCACAAAAAAACAAGUAUUGUAUGAUCCUCUUCUGUGCCCUGGUUUCUGGAUAGACGUGCAUGCUAUGCUGGAGUACCUUUUUGCCAGGAAAAUGCUCUGCACCUGCCAUAAUUAGUCUGCAUAUAUGUAAGCAUCAGUCUGGGCAUUCCGUUUUGCUGCUCUGUAUUGGAAAUGUUAUAUUGUGUGAUGUAUUUCCAAACACAGCUACUGGGUGCAGGGUAAGAAAGGGCUGUGGUGUCAUGCUAAUACAAAUUACAUUCAUUUCAAAAAUACCCCACCAACACAUACUGAACACCACGCUCCACUUUCUUUUUUUUUUUUUUGGGGGGGGGGGGGAUUUUUGUUUGUUUUUUGUUUUCUUCUUCUUUAGAGCUGUUUAAUUGUAAUGAGAAGUAUUUGCCAAAUUACAGUCAGAGCUGGCAUGUUAUGUGCAUGCAUCAUAUAUAAAGGCACAGGAAGAGCACAGACUUGGAAGGAGGCUCGUCAUGAUGCAGAUAUAUUUAUCUGAUUGUUGUAUAACUUUACGCUUUUCCUAAUCUAUAAUUUCUUUUAUUUCCACAGGACCUCAUAAAUACUACAUUGGUUUCAGGUAUGUGGAUCCACUGACUGAAGCUGCUAUUGAACAAAUGGAACAAGAUGGAGUAGAACGCGCUAUCGCUUUCACGCAAUAUCCUCAGUACAGCUGUUCAACUACAGGUCGGUUUACCUUAGAAUCUUUACAUUUUCUACCAUAGAGUGCACCACUUUUUUUUUUUUUUUCUGUGCAAAAAUUAGUUUAAGAAGAAUUUAAUUAUUUUCUGAGAAUCCACAUCACAAAAGCCACAUCCCAUGCACAGCAAAAAGUGAAGUGGAGAUCGAUACUGCAUACAUAUCAAGGGGUGUAGAGUAUGCAAUUUAUUACAUGCAAAAAAUGUUCAUGCUAUUAAAUCCCAAAUUCCCCUCAUAUUAGUAUAGAACCUGAUUGCUUUAAACAUAUAUUGUUGGUGCAGAUGCAAUGGAGACUUGCUGAUCUACAAGAUCCAGUUCCACACAAUCUACUACAGGCAAAAAACCCUCCAAGUUUACAUAUAAAAAAAUAUAAAAAUUUCUAAUCUAUGGCACUUAAAGUAUAGAAACGUGUGGGACAGGGUGGGGAGCAUAAAAGAGGGUUUACAUGAGCCACCUUUCUAACCAACAUGGGGAAAAAUGUUAGAAGCCUUAACAUAGUUUGUCAGUAUGAGGUGUGAGGUUUUUGUUAAUUUUUUAUUUCCUUCUUAUUAAUAAAAUGCAUUUCUGUGAGAAGCAUCUGAUUUGGGUCUGAGUAGCAUUUCUAUAAGAAACAUUGAAUUAGACUGAGGAAAAUGUUAAAUAUAAAUAUAUUUCUUUUUAAGAGUUUUCCUUUACUUGUACAGUUUAUUUAAAUUCUUUAAUAGCAUGAUGGACAGCACAGACAAUAUAUAGCUUCUUGCUUUAGGGGUAGCCCUUAGUCAAAGGCUAGUCAUGUUAUUAAUGUUGUCUUGAGGUUUAUGAAUUUUGAUGGAUUAAAUAGGCAGUUGUGUUUUAACCUUGUCAGUGAAUGUCAUUUAACCUAGGACUGUUGUGCUUCCAAAGUUCAUAAUUCGGCCCCAUAAGUAAAUGUGAAGUCUUUCUCCCCCACCCCCCCCUGUUAUCCUUUUGGAAAAUUGCUAAAAUAUUUUUUGUUUUUUCUUCUUUCACAGGAAGCAGCCUAAAUGCAAUAUACCGGUAUUACAAUUCAAAAGGUGCAAAGCCAAACAUGAGAUGGAGCAUUAUUGACCGAUGGCCGACACACCCUCUGCUUAUCCAGGUGGCCUCAUCUUCUCAUUCAUUGUACACCCUUACUCUCUGUCCGAUAAAUAUUUAGUUACUCUUACCUGAAGAUCACUUCCAUCACAAUGUAAUCUGUUAUUAGAUGGGGACUGUUGCUGGGAGUUGUGGCAUAGACGAUGAAUGGCUGCAUGGACGCCAUAUUGAACCUUUCCUUACAUCCUUCCAGAACAAAAUUAGAUAUUUGGAUUUGAUAGCAAUUUGGCUAAUAUAUUGUGCAGAUCUGCUUUUAUUUUGUAGUACAAUAAUGUAACUUUUUUUUUUUUUUUAAAACCCUUUAAUGAAAAAUGCACUUUAAAAGCUUUCCCUUCUGUUACAAUGCUGUGAUUUGUCUCCUUGAAUAGACCUAUUGUGGACAAUUAUUAAGUGUUCCUUAUCUUUGUAGUGUUUUGCAGAUCACAUUACCAAGGAACUGAGCAUGUUUCCUGCUGACAAACGAGGAGAUGUUGUAAUUCUGUUCUCUGCUCACUCGUUGCCCAUGGCAGUAAGCAUUUUAUUCUUUCUAUUGCCGACUUAAUUUGCAUGUUUUUAGUGAACAUAACAGAUGAUGAUGGUCAAGGUGAAGUUUUCAUAUAAUGUGAAAGUCCAGUCUGCUGGUUCCUAAGCAGAGAGUAGCUGCAUUGGGCUUACCAGCUUGCUACAGUUUCAUGUUUGACAGCCUAUCACAAAACUGUGAAUGUUCUUGUGCAUUUUGUGUCCACACACUACGACCACAAUAGAAUAUGUGGAACAUAGGCUGAAAAAUGUAGUUCAGUUUGGGAAGCAGGAGAUGUGUGCAUUUGGUAUGAGAAAGCUGGUGUAAGGGAAAAGAAGUGACUCUCUAUUAAAGGGUUACUCCAACCCUUUAAAAAAAAAAAAAAAAUUGUUGUUGUUUAAAAGGCCCUAUAGGGCAUUCGUAUUGGCUGCCUCCUUAGAAGCUAUAAAAUGUAUUUUUGCUUACCCUACAUCCAGCACCAGGCGAAGCUCCUGGCACUGAUCUUCCAGUCACUGUCCUGACAUCCCUGCAUGUGGGCAGUCCACUCAUAGGCUUCUCAUGGAAACUGGUGCUUGGAUCGUUUCGUUAGCUCAAAGUACAUGCUCGCAAUCCGAGCCAGAGAUGGGAUGGGGGGGUGUGAGGAAUAUUUUAAAAAAUACACCACCACUUACCACUUUUGUCCAGCAUGAAAAUUUACCAUUAAUGACAACUCGUUGUACUCUAUCCUUAAGCCAAUGUUCUACCCAAGAUCAAUAAUUUUCAUCUAGACCAAUUUCUUUUAGUUUGAACACUAACCUAUUGUGAAGAACCGUAUCAAAUGCCUUGGCAGAAUCCAAGUAGAUCACAUCCACUGCAACACCCUGAUCUAUACUUCCACUUGCAAUUAAGUUAGUUUGACAUGACCUAUGUUUCAUAAAACCUUGCUGAGUUUUACUAAUAUUGCUGUUUUUUUUUAUAUAUAUAUGUAUAUAUGUAUAUAUAUUUUUUAUUUAUAUAUAUAUAUGUGUGUGUGUGUGUGUGUAUGUGUGUAUAUAUAUAUAUAUAUAUAUAUAUAUAUAUAUAUAUUCAUUUAUGUGACUAAAAUCUCUCAAGCACUUCAAAGUUAAGUGCAGAAAUGUGUAGUACCAUACUGCUACCACUUGGGUGAGCAGGAUGUCACACUACUAAAACAAUGAUUCAGUCCCCUAUGGUGAAUCGUAAUAGCUACCAACCAAGAUAAAUAUCUGUUACAUAAAGUGCUGCUCAAUCUUGGAAUGUAAAAUCUAAUUGAAAUAUCCUCAAAAUAAUGGCUGAAAAAAUUUGUUUAAGGACUAAAACUAUAUUAAUGGUAGACCAACCAGAUUAAAUCUAUUUCAAAGUAGUUCACCUUGAUAUAAAGUCUCAAAGUAUACCUACCUCUCCCAAAAUCAGCUAUUUUAUAAGACAAUAGAGCACAACUAGGAGGGAAAAACUGUAUAAGUGCAAAGUUGGCAUGAUUUAAAGAUCUUAAAAGAGAUGUAGUUUUGCUUUUCCUCUAUUUUCUAAACGAGCAGCUAAACUAUUUAGCUCUAGUGUAUUAAUUUUUUAUUUUUUUGGGGGGAGGGGGAGUUAAUGCAAAAGUAAAACCUAUCUGUGUUUACAUUAUAUAGACAAUCUUAAAUACUGCCAUCUUGUGGUAAUACCUUGGCACUGUUGGCCACCAGUAGAGCUUUUUUGAAAGUUAUUAAAAUAUGCAAGUGACCGUUCCACUUUGAGCCUUUACUGCAAAUAUCUCUCCACUCUACCCAUGAUUGAAACCGGGAUGAAAUGCAGUGACUGUAUGUUUACUUAACACUUUUACUAAUAUCCAGUUGAAAGAUCUAUUACCAUACGAAUUCUGUUUUGGUUCGGCAUUUCUUGACUCUAUCCCUUUUACAUAGAGGGAGUUUUCUAUUUUGCACCUUUUUUUUGGAAGGACUUUACUGGUUUGGUUCCUCUAAUACAGGGAUUAUUGUAGAAGACCAAGUAACCGAGAACUGUGUGUUUAGCUUUAAAUCUCGCUCUUUCCAGGUUGUCAAUCGAGGGGACCCAUACCCACAAGAAGUUGGUGCUACUGUACACAAAGUUAUGGAGAAAUUGGGCUUUUCAAACACCUACAGAUUAGUGUGGCAGUCCAAGGUAUGUCUUACGUGAUCUAUAGUUCUAUAGUUGGAAUAUCCCAUAUCUCAGUGACCUGAUGUGACCCCAUAUUAAAUAGUGUUUUUGUUUUUUUUUUAUUUUGGCUACUUUUGAGAGACACAAAUGUAAUUUAUUUUUGUCUAUAAAAACAGCUAGCAUUUCUGACUUGUGCAUCUCAAUACGUUUUCUCAGAUUUGUUCCCUUGUUGAUUUCAAACGAAGCUAUGCUCAGCUUGAAGAUGUAUUGCUGAAUUGCCAAAGCGUUUCCAUGAUCUGGCCAAGGCAAGAGAAAACUCUGACUAACGCAUCUCUGCCUUUUUCUCCGCAAUGGGAAGAAUACUUUUCCAUAAAAGGAAAUGGUCAUGUUUAAUGUUAAUAAAUAAUUAAAUAAGAUUUUUUUUAUUUUUAUAUUUUUUUUUAUUAUUAUAGCCUCUGUGGGGCCAUCAUCUUUGAAGCAUUGGGAACAUCUCAAAAAUUCAGGGAGCAUCUCCAAAAUGCAAUCUUGGAUGGUUUCAAACCUUCAAAUUCUUCUUAGCACAUAUAGGAAGCUUCCAACCAAAGACAGCUAAAUAUGACUGAAUGUCAUUCUAAAAAAGUAGUCAUUUCAAAAUAAUGCACACCAAGACUGUAUUACAUUAUAAUCUUCUAUCUUAUUUUACUGAACAUUUCAUGAAUAAUUCUGACUUUAAAUUGUUUUCAAAAUAAAAACUAAAAUAUUUAAAAACUAGGGGUUUUCUGUUUUAGAUUUUAAAACCUUGGCUAGUAUAAUUUGUAUAUAAUUGUUUACAGGUAGGACCAAUGGCCUGGCUUGGACCCCAAACUAGUGAAGCAAUUGAAGGCCUCUGCAAGAGAGGAAAGAAGAACAUUUUGUUGGUCCCCAUUGCAUUCACCAGUGAUCAUAUCGAAACACUCUACGAGUUGGAUAUUGAGUACGCACAGGUUUUGGCAAAUGAGGUAAAGUCACAUUUGUGUAGACACGGAUGAUGUUGUAUCAUCGUUCAGUUAUAUGUAAAGGGUGCCGGUGUCACACUAAAAUGUCAUGGAUGGCAGUGCGUAAUAGGAAUUGUUACGAGCAAUUUCACCUAGAAACCAUUAGACCAUCUACAAAUGACACAUCAUUGGUAUUCGAUUAGUCCUAAACUAAUCUGUGCACAACAUUUACAUUAAACUGGAUUUCCAUACCAAGAUCUGCGGGAUCCUUGAUGUUCCACCGACAUUACACUAUACCCUCAUAAACCACAACAUUAUAACCACUGACCAGUAAAGUGAAUAACAUUGAUUAUAUCAUUACGAUGGCACCUGUCAAGGGUGCUUGAAUUUCAUAUGUUGAAGCAGGAAAAAUGGGCAAGAUAAAGGAUCUAAGUGACUUUGACAAGUGCCAAAUAGUGAUGGCUAGACGACAGUCAGAGCAUCUCCAAAACUGCAAGUCUUGUGGGGUGUUCCCGGUAUGCUGUGCUUAGUUCUUGGCAAAAGUGGUGUAAGGAAGGCCAACCGGUGAACCAAUAUUAGUCAUGGGUGCCCAAGGAUCAUUGAACGUGGGGAGCGAAGGCUAACCUGCUGGUGUCAGAACACAGUGCAUUGCAGAUUUUUGCGUGUGGGGCUGUGUAGCCACAGACUGGUCAGUGUCCAUGAUGACCCUUUUCCACUGCCUUCAGUAGAGACUUGAGCAUCAGAACAGGACCAUGGAGCAAUGGAAGAAGGUUCCCUUGUCUGAUGAAUCACGUUUUAUUUACAUCCUGUGGAUGGCCAGGUGCAUGUGUCAUUUACCUAUGAAAGAGAUGGCAGCAGGAUGCACUAUGUGAAGGUGGCAGGCUGGUGGAGGCAGUGUUAUGCUCAGGACAAUGUUCUGCUGGGAAGCCUUGGGUCCCAGCAUCCAUGUGGAUGUCACUUUGUCAUGAACCAAUUAUCAAGCGAUUGUUGCAGAUCACAUACAGCUCUUGGUGGCAAUGGUGUUCCCUGAUACCACCGGCCUUUUUCAGCAAGAUAAUGCACCCUGCUACACUGUAAAAAAUAUUCAGGAAUGGUUUAAGGAACAUGACAAAGCAUUUAAGAUGUCUUGUCCUCUAAAUUCCCCAUAUCUCAAUCCAAUUGAGCAUCUGUGGGAUGUGCUGGGACAAAUGGCUGGGGGGGGUGAUGGCCUACCUUGAUUUAUUACCUGGUGGUCCGAUGGUCCACAGAGCUGCAGACCAUGUAAUCUCGCGAGACUAUCAGAUCGUUGCCGUGGUAACCCGCGGCAAUGCUCUGAUUGGCCAGUUUUCGCGAGACACAUGGUCCGCAGCUCUGCUCACUGCGGAGCUGCAGACGUGUGUCUGCAAUGGUGGCCGGGCAGCCAGGAGGGGCCUCGUACCCGGCAGCAUACCGGGCAAGCCGCUGAGCCCCCUCCUGGUGUCGGGUCCUCAGUCACUGAGUUAUGGAGUCACUGACUGAGGACCCGACACAGUCUGCCCACAGGUGGUUUAGGCGGCCGCCUAAUUACAGAGCCACCUCUGUUUGGGAGUAUAUGUGUGUGUUUGUAGAGAUAUGUUCACUCAUGGGGAAAAAUGGUCGUGGUUUUACAUAUCUGGACAUAACACCCACCUGUUCCUAAGCAGGUCUUAAAAUUGGGUAAAUACAACCUCAGAUGAGCAACAGCAUCUGAUAUAUUACACUUUGCCAUGAUUUAUUUACAAAAAGGAAGCCAAAAUGGAGAAGCCAUGUGAAAAUCUAAGUAUACCUUCUGAUUCAAUAGCUUGUGGAACCACCUUUAUUAGCAAUAACUUGAGGUAAGUUUUCUGUAUGACUUUUGUCCCACUCUUGUUUACAACUUUGCUCUAGUUCAUUGCAGUAUGCUGGCAUUAGUUUAUACACAGCUCUCUUAAGGUCCUGCCACAGCAUUUCAUUUUUUAAUUUUUAUUUUAAGUGUUUUCACUCUUUAUUGACCGUUUUACAAAAGGAACAGUACAACAACAUGCACGUGCAGAUACAGGGCAUACAACUGGAGUAGAUUUAUCAAGGAAACUUAGCUUCAAUGUUAGAACAUAUUGUGCAGGACAGUGUGUCUAGGGCUGCGUAAACAGUUAUUUAAAGGAGCGCUAUAGGUUGAGAAAUACAAAAGCUCUUUCCUGACCCUAUAGAGUUAAAAACACCAUUUAGGUGACUGCCCCUUGCCUCCAUUAAAACAUACCUUUUUAUUCCAGCUCCGCGUCGGUGCACUGGUACCGCUCUGAUCCACCUCCUUGGCUGAGCUCAUCAGACUUGACAAUCUCUGCCAAUCCAAUUGUUUCCUAUAGGAAAGCAUUAGGAGGCUAAUGUGCAUGUGCAGCAAAACGCUGUGUUGCGUCAAUCAGCAUCUCCUCAUAGGGAUGCAUUGACUAAGUGCAUAUCUCUGGGGAAAGCUUAGUGCCUCCAUGCAGAGCGUGGAUACGCUAAACAUCAGUGCAACAUCACAUUGUGCAGCACUGACCCAGGAAGCACCUCUAGUGGCCAUCUGAGUGACUGCCACUGGAAGUCUCCCUAGGCAGUAAUGUAAACCCUGCCUUUUUCCUGAAAAGGCAGUGUUCACAUGUAAAUGCCUGCAGGGUAAUAAUAUACACCAGAACAAGUUGUAGUUGUUCUGGUGACUAUAGUGUCUUUUUACCUCCUACAUGACAAAUGAGGAGUGAGACUGCAGGGCCAUGAACUGUACACCAAAACUGCUUCUCUAAGCUAAAGCUCAUUUUGUUGCCUUUAGUGUACCUUUUUUAAAUCCUCUGAAACAAUCCUUUAAUUUUUUUUGAGUGUGAAAAACUUGCAUUGUUAUAACUUUUUGUAUAAUAAUCUGUCCUUUUUUGCAGGUGCUUUAGAACAAUUGAGAGUAAAGCAUUUUUUUCCCUUUUCUUCAUUGUUUUAUUUUUAGUGUGGCGUUGAAAACAUCAGAAGAGCUGAAUCCCUUAAUGGAAAUCCAUUGUUCUCUAAGGUAUCAGUAUUGUUAUACUUGCUUUAAUGCUAUUGACUGUAUCCCAGUGAUUAUCGGUUCUCACUUCUAACCACUACAACAAUGUGAAAAUCUAUUCUUCUUAAGUGGGAAGCAGUCUAGCCAAGAAUAAACAAUACAAGGCUUUGCAUGGAUGUCUGUUACACCUUAAAGCAUUAGACAUCACAAGCUGCACUUUAACUCUUUCAGCAAAAAUGGAAUGAGCAAAAGACCACUUCUCGAACGAUCAAGCCACAUAUUAUUUUGUCUUCUAGGCCUAUAAUGGAGAAAUAAAUAGUGUUUAACAGUUUUUUUUUUUUGUUUGUUUGUUUGUGUUUAUCAACAAAAUUAUAUUCUAUAAUAAAAAUAGUUUUAUGUGCAAAUUUAUAUAACACACACGAUUUUUGAUUUUAUACAGUAAAGGAGAAGAUUUAAAAAAAAAAAAAAUGAGAAGUGGUCCUCCAAAAUGUAUGAAUUGUACCAAUAAAGGUAUAGAAUGAAAUACUUGUCUAAUUAAAUAUUGCCAUGAAAAGUCAAAUAGUUAGUACAGAGAAAGAUUCCCCGGUUGGAACCCGCUUUUAACAUUUAAAGGUAAUUUUCUGCAUGGUGCCAAAUGUGGUUUUGCAAACAAAUUAUGCAAAACACUGUUCCACCUUGGGUCCUUCCACUUUGUUUUCAUAACAUAACAUAACACGAACAAAUUGUGAACUAUCUAAAGGAAAAAUGCACACAUGCAUAUCCCAUAGUGCUCUGCUGUUGGAGUUUAUGGGACAAAUAAAGUUCUCAUAACCUUUUUGUGGCAAUGUUUCACAAAACAGACUAAUAAGAUACAUAUAGCAUCUAGUAUUACCUGGAGGGCCUCUUUAAUGUUUCAAGUGUUCUAGGAGGUGCUUUAACACUGAAAGGAAAAUAAACUAAUAGUUAAAGGACCACUAUAGUGCCAGGAAAACAUACUCGUUUUCCUGGCACUAUAGUGCCCUCAGGGUCCGCCUCCCGUCCGGCUCUGAAAACUUACCUUUUUCCAGCGCUGGGCGGGGAGCUCUUCUCCUCCCCGUUGGCUGAAUGCGCACGCGCGGCAAGAGCUGCGUGCUCAUUCAGCCGGUCACCUAGGAAAGCAUUCAUAAUGCUUUCCUAUGGACGCUUGUGUGCUCUCACUGUGAAAAUCACAGUGAGAAGCACGCAAGCGCCUCUAGCGGCUGUCAAUGAGACAGCAGCUAGAGGAAAUAGGGGAAGGCUUAACCCAUUCAUAAACAUAGCAGUUUCUCUGAAACUGCUAUGUUUAUGAAAAAAUGGGUUAACCCUAGCUGGACCUGGCACCCAGACCACUUCAUUAAGCUGAAGUGGUCUGGGUGCCUAGAGUGGUCCUUUAAUGGAAAGGGUUUUUGAGGCUUUCAUUUGCUUGUUUUGAGAUUUGAUAUUUAUUUAUUUUUAACUUAAAACCAUGGGGUUUAUACACAAAUGAGAUUCAGGGAGAAUUGAUCAGGCAAGUGCAAUGCUUAAUGUAGAAAAAUAAAUUCACUCACUUUUUUUGUUCCUGCUCAGAUAUUGUGCUUUAAACCUUACCAUUUUGUUACCAGUUAUCCACAAUGCUGGGUUCAAAGAAUAGAUUCCAAUAUUUUGAGAUUUGUAUGCCUAGUGCUUGUAAGCUACCGGUACUUUUCUUUUUCUUUUUAAACUUUUUACUUUUUUGUUUGUUUUAUUCAGGCCCUCGCAGAUAUAGUUCUUACACAUAUCAAAUCCAACGAGAUCUGCUCUAAACAGUUAACUCUACGCUGUCCUAUGUGUGUUAAUCCUGUUUGCGGAGAAGCUAAAUCUUUCUUCAUCAAUCAACCGCUUUAAGCUAACCAGAAAGAACACAGUCCACUCUGAUGAACGAAGCCAGAAGCCUUGUAUUAAUUUGUUUUGUUUAUUUUUCUUGUAUAGGCAUAAAUAUAUGUCUUUUUUCAGGGGGUACAAAUAAUACUUAAAAGUGAAUCAAUCUUUCAUGGCUAUUUUAUUACUGUUCUACAGUGAUUUGAAUGAUGCAGAGACUUUAAGGCAAUGAUCUCUUUACUCCUCGUUAAAUUAUUUUUAAUUGCAGAAAAAUAAAACACAACAGCUACAAUAUUAGACUUUAAAACCACGAACAAUGCAAUAUAUAAACUUUUUUUUUUUUUUUGCAUUGAGGAAAAAGUAUGCAUAAUUUUGUAUAUUUAUAAAAAAAAUCUUUAUGUCCCCUUUAACCCCUUAAGGACACAUGACAUGUUUGACAUGUCAUGCUUCCCUUUUAUUCCAGAAGUUUGGUCCUUAAGGGGUUAAAAGGGAAUUAUUAGUGCUUUGAGAUAUGGAAUGAAAGGGUCAGUAGUGAAAGCUUAUUGAAGAAUGAAUAAGAAACUAAAAUUUGCCUCUCAGCCCACACAAAAAUAUGUACCACUGAGCAAGUACCUUCAAGAGAAACCAAAACUUGGUCCAUUUCUCAUUUAAUAAAAACACUUGUGCAUAUAAAGCUUAGUCAAGGGGGUAUAAACACAAACUAUACAGGGCAGCUCACUAAGAAUGAGUGUCAGGCCUUAAAGAGAAUAGGCAGGGCUUUUACAAUUUAAAGUAAUUUGCUACUAGCCAGGCCUUAAAAGUUACUUGCCACUGCCAGCUAUAGUAUACGUUCUAGGGGUGAAUGUCCACUUGACAGUGCUACAUUUUUACUUGCUGAUUGCUCGGUCCCUGCAGCCGCUCCCCAACCUGAGCCUCAGUGCCCUGUUGUGGUCUUUCAUAGCACAUUUGUAUUGUGGUUUAUGCUCUGGUUACUGACUUUGGCUAGUUUUCUGUGAUCCUUGACCUCUGCUUGUACUGACUACGCUCUCUUUUACAUAGCCCAGCCAUUCUAAGGACCAGUAUUGCAAUUCUGUCUGCGUGUUUGGGUUCUCCUGGUAAUCGUGACACUGAUGGCUAGUGGCAAGUGGAAAUUUUGAUCCCUGUUUGGGGGUAUAUCUACUAAAUUGUAAAACAAAUUACACAUUUUAUUUAUUUUCUUUUAUUAUACAUCAGAAUGUGGUAUUUGUAAUUUCAUACCUUAUGUAAUCAUAAUAGAGGGCAAAUUACACAUUUUAAUGGCAUGUUCCUUUAAAUACGUGGAUUGUCCAUUCCAAGUGGAUCAACCCAAAACAUAGAGGGAUAUAGAUAUAUAAUGUGCCAAGUUCUUAUAAGUAAUCAUAAGGAAUGUUCAAUUGCUCUCCUUGGCAAAUACUCCACUUUAAAAAUGUUGCCCCAGAAUUGCUUCUUUUAGGUGCCUUUAAUAUAGUGAGAAUUUAAAAUUUUUAAGGCCAAAGUGGUCAGACUAGAAGCAUAGCUGAUGUAGAGAUUUUUUUUUUCCCCUUCAGUUCUGUUAUUUUAGCCUUGUAUUUGACAUUCACAUUGUCCUCUCAGUUUUUAGUAAAUGAGCCUGUUUAUGCAAAACUCUCAUAGUGUGAAAUAAAGUAGAAUUCUGUGGCCUUGGAAUCUAACCAUUAGGGAACGUUUGGGGCAUGAGAUACAAAUCAUGAAAUGUAACAGAAGCAAACGAUACGUACUAUAUAUUACUUAAUAGAAGAAAUGCACUUGAUUGAUACAUAUCUGUAUCACUUCUUCUGUUCAAUAACGGCAAUUUAUUUAGUGAAGGUGGGUCAAGUGAAAUAUUAUACUUAUAUUUUAUUUCCUGAUUUUUUUAUUUUUUUUACAUUUUAUCCAAUACAUUUUAUUCUUGCAGUUGCUUUGGUUCUAAACCCUUGAUUGUUCAGAUGUGGUGAUGUACCCUGUAACAAAUAAAGGAUUAAUUACAAACACCCCGCUCCCCACCAAAAAUGGAUGCAGUAGUAUAAAUCCCUGGCUAUCAUUUCACAUCUACCAUUAUAUUUAUAUUCUGGGCGAUUAAUGAUCAGACUGCGAGUUCCUCACUGCCUUUUUAGCUGUCCGAUUUACCAGAUAGAUUUCCUUUUUUUAUUAGAGAAUAUUUGUCAAUAUCACUGAGGUUUGAUGGCAAGAGAACACCUAUAUAGGUUUUUUUUCUAAAUAUGAAAGUAUCUAUUUGUAUUAGGUCAUCUAAACAAUUUUAUUACCGAUUUUUUUCCCCCUAACUCUGUUUUUGGCAUGCUUUCUGCAUAUCAGUUUUGCCUUACCUAUAACUUGAUGUUUAGUAGAUAACUUGAAGAAUUCAGAUCAGUCUGCACUUUGUAUAAAAUGAAACUGCGCCUUCUAUCAGACAUAUGAGAUAAUAGGAAAAUAACUAGUGGUUAUUAAUUACAUUAAAGGAUUACUCCAACUAAAAGAAAAAGUGUUUUCACUGAGCAUAAACUAACUUAUUUUCCAAGUUCUCCACUCAGCCUAAUUCCUUCUUCGUGCUGUGAUUAAAUCCCCAUAUGCGGCAUACGAGGCAGGUGAUUUUAAAUAGCCCUGAAAGAUUGUUUGUUUGAAUUCUUUUUAUUUAUUUUUUUUAUUUUUUUAAUGCAUAAACAUUUUUUUUGUCUGCACUGAGACAUAUUUGCGUAUUAUGUUAAAACCUAGGUAAUUUAAGGAUCUAACAGCACCACUAGUAAAUAAUACAUGUUCUGGGUCCCCCAAAUAAUGCUUUUCUAGUAAGCAGAGACUGUCAUAAUUUGGAGGAAUGUUUCUUGGUGUAUGAACGGUGAUGUCUAAAAGCUAUAGAUUGAGAGACUGUUACAUAUGGGAACCAUUGUUUAAUGGAAGAGUCCCUGGUUACACCUGUGUUAAUACUGAAGCAAGCGGGUUCCAGGAAGGUAAAACCAGCAUAUUUUUUUUUUUUUUUAAAUGUACAUACCAUGUUUCUUAUUCUCCAUCAUUAUAGCUGAUCUUUUAAAAACAACCCAUGAUUCUGUACACUAAGUGGUGAUUAUAAACUUUAGUAGGACUUAAAUUUUUAAAGCAAAUUGGGUUGACUUGGCAUAAACUUGCUUUGAUAAGCAGCAGUGAUUAAAAUGUUGGCGUCUGAAAUUGAAUUUGCAGUUUAACUGCCAGUCUGCUACUUUGAUCCAAGUAAUGCAGUCUCCUAUCUGUACUAUGCAUCUGCUAAUCUCUAAACCAUUUCAACAAUGUUAUUUAUCAAUACCAAUUGUGACAGAACAAGUGGCUGUAAAGUGACAUGCCGUAUUGCCUUUAUAAUUUGCAGUCUUUAACUCAAAAGGGACACUUUUUAGGCCGUAUAGCCACUUCUUCUCUUUGAAGUGAUUAUAGUGUGUGGAGCCCCCUGUGCAGUCCUUCUGUUCAGAGUUCAACCAUUUCUUGAAUAGCUUAAUGUUACAUGAGCGUUCCCAUCAGCCAAUCUAUCUCUGUGCCUUUGGGUCAUAAGCCCGAGCAGCAAUGGGCGCUAGUGAUUGUCUCAGAAUGUCGGCUAACCACUCUCAGCCUAGCACCGUGGCUAUUGUGGCCUGAAUUGGUUUGGCAAAUGAAGAAUGUAAUCUCUGCCUUAGCCAUACCUCUAGUGGGGGCUGGGAUGUGGGCAGCCAGGGACCCUCAUCCAUUGUCAAACUAUGAAAAUGGUUCAAAGCCUUAAUGGAGAGAUGGAGCCAAUGGAUCCAGGCACUAUACACAACUACAUGAUGUAAUUAUUAUGCAUAUAGUGUCCCUUUAAACUAAUGGAGUACUUAUCAUGUCUUCCUUUGAGUCUACCUGGUUAUUAAACUUACAUUCAUUUCAUGAUUUUGUGUUUUGCUUUUUGUCUCUCUAUUCAUAGAACUGAACUUUUCUGAUCAUGACACUUUGGUAAAUCUGUGUUUUCAUGUCCCCUCCUUCAGUACAAUACAGUUUUUUAGUAAAGAG
Molecule: messenger RNA, 25971 nt
Organism: Pelobates cultripes (western spadefoot toad)
Lineage: Eukaryota; Metazoa; Chordata; Amphibia; Anura; Pelobatidae
Source: the annotation of a GenBank genome assembly